CAGUGAUAUCAACCGUUUCUUACCGUUUCCGCGACCGGCGUAGAUAAUAAUUUAUAUGAAUAUUAUUUAUUUGCGUGUGUUACGAUUUAACAAUUGUCGUUUAAAAUAAAGAAUUCAGAAUUGUAUUCGUGAUUCGUGGUGUGUUUACCGUCUAUUGGCGUUGCUGCUAAAGCCUCACUGGCAUUUUUUUGACAUUCCUAAACCAGUCUGCUGAGACCGUGUUCUAAAAGUGAUGUCUUCUUCUGACGGUUCUACACAUCUCUAGAUUUGUUUCUCAUGAUGGGUGUUUUCUCAAAUACAUUGAUCAACUGGAUAUGUGUAUCAUGCAUUAGUUCUUCAUUAACAUUAAUAUGGCUACAGUAUGGAAGGAAAAGAACUAAGAACUGUAUCAAAGUACUGUUCUAUGAACCUAUUGACAAAAGAUCUUGCAACUGUCUAUACUCAUUUGAUGUAGAAUGUUUAUCUCCGAAUUGUUCAAGCUCUAAAACUAGAGAAAUUAUUUUGUGUUUACAAAAAGCAAGAAAAUCAAUGGAUAUUUGUAUGUUUGCCAUAUCUAAUAAGCCCAUUGCAAAUGAGAUUAUUGCUGCCCACAAACGAGGAGUAUUGGUUAGGAUUGUAGUUUGUAAUUGUAUUUUAUUUGAAUCAAAAGAAAUUCAAAACCUUAAGAACUUUGGUAUUAAACUAAAAUACCAGAAAGACUUUAAAUCUAGUUAUAUGCAUCAUAAAUUUGCUAUUGUUGACUCUACAUGGUUAAUUCAAGGUUCCAUGAAUUGGACACAUCAAGCUACCUAUGGCAAUUGGGAGAGUUCUAUAAUAACAGAUUUACAAAGUUUAGUCAUUCCAUUUACCAAGGGUUUUGAAAAAACAUGGGAAAAAACUAUUUUAAUUUCAUAAAAUAUCUGUAUUUUAAAUAUUCAAUUUAAGUUUAUACAUUGAAAUAUAUUUUUUAUAUGUAAUGUGUUAAAGAAAAGUUAUUUGUAUUUUCUCAAACAUUAAAUUUUUGUACCUGUUCAUAUUUGAAAAAUUACAUACCAUACAUACCAUAAAAUUUAAACAAAGCCGUUUUGACUGGUUUACAUUUAAGUACUAAAUUCUGCAUUGUAGAAACUACAUAUGAAAUUACUAUCAAUAUAUUGUAAUUAAACAUAUUAUUAAAAAUAAUUAGGUAAUGUUGA
Metopolophium dirhodum (rose-grain aphid) is the source of this 1175-nucleotide messenger RNA. Its product is annotated as mitochondrial cardiolipin hydrolase-like. Gene Ontology annotation, cellular component: mitochondrion. NCBI's taxonomy places the organism in Eukaryota, Metazoa, Arthropoda, Insecta, Hemiptera, Aphididae. Bases 277 to 894 code for a protein of 205 amino acids. The record is from RefSeq and is a predicted model, not a curated record. Gene Ontology annotation, biological process: piRNA processing. Gene Ontology annotation, molecular function: RNA endonuclease activity producing 5'-phosphomonoesters, hydrolytic mechanism. The transcript has 3 exons.